AUGCACAGCCUCCCCCCCCGUCUGUCUGUAUGGGGUGCUGUUGAGGCUGCUGCUGCUUCUCCCUCAGCCCCUGCUGCUGCUGCUGCUGCUGCUGCUGCUGCAGCAGCAGCAGCUGCUGCUGCUGCUGCUGAAGGGGGAAGAGACAGCACUGUUUGUCCUUCGUUUGUUGCAGCAGAGCUCGGUGGGGUCGCCACAGAAGCUGCAGCACAAGCAGCAGCAGCAGCAGCAGCAGCAGCAGCAGCAGCAGCAGAAUUUAAAGAAUGUGUAGAUACCUUUAUCUCUCUUCAAGCAGAACAGGCAGCGGAAGAGGUGCAGCAGCAACAGCAACAGCAGCAGCAGCAGCAGCAGCAGCAGCAGCAGCAGCAGCAGCAGCAGCAGCUAAACUCCGCGAGCUCCUCAAUCGAAGAAAAGUUUUUUAUUAUUUCAACUGCGUUCACGGGGCCCACCCCGCGCACACCCACAGUGUAG
Messenger RNA from Eimeria mitis, 468 nucleotides. RefSeq lists its product as uncharacterized. The transcript has 3 exons. The record is from RefSeq and is a predicted model, not a curated record. The coding region runs from base 1 to 468 and encodes 155 amino acids. Lineage: Eukaryota; Apicomplexa; Conoidasida; Eucoccidiorida; Eimeriidae.